This is a messenger RNA of Labrus bergylta (ballan wrasse), 2497 nucleotides long. RefSeq names its product major facilitator superfamily domain containing 4B (gene slc60a2b). The record is from RefSeq and is a predicted model, not a curated record. NCBI's taxonomy places the organism in Eukaryota, Metazoa, Chordata, Actinopteri, Labriformes, Labridae.
GACAGGUGAUAAAGGUAGUGACAGGUAUGUCUUCCUCCGCCGUGAAAAAGAAACACGUUCGGUUCGCCAGCAUGGAGGAGGACGAAGACGACGUCGACGACAACGACGAGCAGGAGGAGGAGGAGGAGGACACCCUGUUUGACAAGAGGAAGGACACCGGGAGGGGGCUCAGGAGUGUGCUGAAGGCGGCCAAGAGGUCGAGCAAAGCGGGAUGCGACGCCCGGGUGGAGGUGGUCGGAGGAGGAGGAGGAGGAGGAGGAGGAGGAGCGUGUGGGCGCUGGAUGGUCACCCUGGCUCUCUGUGCAUCUUUCCUGGGCUUGGGGAUGAGCAUCUCGGUUCUGGGCCCCACGUUCGAGGACCUGGCUGUGAACGUGAAGAAGAACAUCAGCAACAUUUCCUACAUCUUCGUCGGCCGCUCUGCAGGUUACAUCGGCGGGUCGCUUUUAGGAGGCAUUCUCUUCGACUGCAUGAACCCCCACCUCCUGCUAGGCUUGUCCAUGCUCAUCACAGCGUUUGGGAUGUGUGCCAUCCCGUUCUGCAAACAGGCUCUGAUCCUCACCGGCCUCAUGUCCAGCAUCGGGAUGUCCAUGGGGGUUUUGGAUACAGGCGGUAACGUCCUCAUCCUGAACACGUGGGGCGAGCAGGCCGGCCCUCACAUGCAGGCCCUGCACUUCAGCUUCGCCGCCGGGGCCUUUGCGUCGCCGAUCAUCGCCAAGCUGGUAUUCGGGCCCGGAGCGGCGUCCGACAACUCCACGCCUCCCGUCGCCACAGAGCGGACGACCAAAGCCCCCGAGCCUCACACGCUCAUCCGCUACGUCCACAGCAGGACCAGCACCCUCAAGUCCAUGUGGGCCUACAUCGUGAUCGGCUGCUUCGUCUUCCUCGUCUCCUUCCUCUUCUUCGUCCUGUUCGCCCGCGGCAGCAGGACGCACGAGAAAGCUCGCACUAAGUCGGGAAAGCCCCUGGUGGCCAAACAUCACACUGCGCUCAUCGUCCUGCUCUUCUUCUUCUUCUUCGGUUACGUGGGCGCCGAGGUAGCUUACGGCUCCUUUAUCUUCACCUUCGCCAAGGACUACGCCCGCAUGCCUCAGGCGCAGGCGGCCGGGCUCAACUCGCUCUUCUGGGCGACCUUUGCGGCCUGUCGGGGUCUGGCGAUCUUCUUCGCGGCCUGCGUGUACCCGGCCACCAUGAUCCUGCUCAGCCUGGUGGGCUCCACCGUGUCCUCGCUGCUCCUCUGCCUCUUCAGCAAAGAGCACGCCGCGCUGUGGCUGUGCACCGGUCUGUACGGCGCGUCCAUGGCGACCACCUUCCCCAGCGGCAUCUCCUGGGUGGAGCAGUACACCACGGUGACUGGACACACGGCGUCGGCCUUUGUGGUGGGCGCGGCGCUGGGCGAGAUGGUGCUGCCCGCCCUCGUGGGUUUCCUGCUGGGGAAGUUCCCGGAGCAGCCGCUGCUCAUGUACCUGUCGCUCGUCACCGCCACCUUCACCUCCAUCCUGUUCCCCGUCAUGUACAAGCUGGCUUCAGCCCCCAGUGGCCAGAGUAGGAAACCCCGCGCCAGAGGCCGGCCGGACACGGACGACAGCGAGUUCCGUCAGGCGCUGCUGGACUCAGGAGCCAACGAGGAAGAAGAGGAAGAAGAGGAGGAGGACAACGAGGCGGAUCAGUGGAACGACGCAGACUUUGAGGUCAUCGAGAUGGACGACGCAUCGAGUCUCAUCAGUUCACCAAGCAAGGCGUCCUCGCCCCCUGACGUCACAAGCUCCGCCUCCUCCAGCUCCCAGCUGACGGAGCCUGUAGGAGGAUUCUCUGACACGGUGUCUCUGGUGGGAGACUCGCCCAGACGCAAACUGCUGCUCUCUCUGGACAGAGAGAAGAGAGACUGAGACCUGAAGGUUUACCGUGCAGCGACGACCGACCUGAGACCGACACCUGUGCAGCCCACUGACCACUGGUGUGUGGACUGGUUUGACUGAUUCUAAUGAUUAUUAUUUCAUUCAGUCUGUGUCGGCCCCUUUUCUCCUUCACAGUGAGGUCAGAGGUCAGUGAGGUGUCAUGGCUGGGAGGAUUCAGUGCCUUGCUCGAGGACAUAUUGAACCAGGGACCGUCAUCCUCCUCCUCUUCAUCAUCUUCAUCAUCUCGCCUCCCUGCUGCCAAAAACAGAUGUUUUAAACAUGUGGUUUCAUAAACAGGAGACGUGUGUCAUGAUGUAAGAUCUGAAUGAAUUUAUUUUCUUGUUGCACUUUUGUAAAGAUCAGUUUUUGUUUGUUUGUUUGUUUGUUUGUUUUAGGCUGAAACCAACUUUGAGUUUUGUCAGGUGAAUCGUUUUCUAACCUACGAGUCUCAUUUAUGAUGCAACUUAAAAAAAAAGAUUCUUCAUUAAGCUGCAGCUGUUGGCCAGAUGUUCAUCCAUUCUCUAGAGCUGUUUUCACAUCUGCACUCCUGAAAACUUGUGGAUCAUUUCAGGAGGACUGAUUCUGACAUUCCUGACCUGGUU